AAUAUUUUUGACUUUGAAUAAAACCAGUUAAAUGAGAUUUUUUUUAUUUAUAUUUUUCUCAGGUUAAGAUGUACUCAGUGUAGUUCUCAUUUGACAUACUGCUUUUGCAAAACUAUAGCCAAAUAUGGAAGGAUGCAAUUAUGGAGCAUAUAUUUCUGAGGGAGAGACUGCAGAGUAGAGUGUAAUUGAAUUGCAUAAAAUCCGCGUGUAACACCGCCCACUUAACGCGAGGAUCAGCCUCUUCCGUGCCUCACACAGAACCGCCCUGACAGGGGUAGCUAACAGGAGGGAGGGAAUGAAAGAGAGAUAGAGAGAGAACGGGUAAAGAAAGAGAGAGGUAGGAAAAUAGACACUUCAAGACUUCAGAGAUCGCAUCUUGUCAAAGGGAAAACCGUUGUAAUUUCUGCAACAACAACAACAACAAAAAAAAAACACAACAACAAAAAACCUUUAAGCACAGAGACGGACUUUGGAGGACACGUUUGGGACUAUCCUAACGGAACACCCUUGAAAACAUAAAGACAGACUUCAAAUAUAUACAUUGAAUGCGUGACCAUGACGGCAGCUGUCGAUAUUAAGCCGUUAACUAUAAUAAAGUCCGAAAAAGUAGACGAUCUGGAGUGUGCAGAUGUUCCUUUACUAACUCCAGGAAGCAAAGAGAUGAUGUCACAGGCUUUAUUGGCCACGUUCAGUGGCUUCACCAGGGAACAACAGCGACUCUCCAUCCCUAAAGACCCCCGGGAAUGGACAGAUGCCCAUGUGAGAGAAUGGCUAACCUGGACAGUAAAUGAGUUCAGUCUGAAGAAUGUGGACUUCCAUAAGUUCAGCAUGAAUGGAGCAAAUCUCUGUGCACUGGGCAAAGAACGCUUCCUUGAUCUGGCACCAGACUUUGUAGGUGACAUCCUCUGGGAGCAUUUAGAGAUGCUGCAGAAAGAAGACCCAAAGCAUUUCCCUGUCAACGGUCUGACCUCGAGCUUUCAGGAAUCCCGCUACCCCUCAGACUACUUUUUCAACUAUGGCAUAGAGCAUCCCCAGUGUGUCCCUCCUUCAGAAUACUCAGAGCCAAGCUUCAUAACAGAGACUUACCAGACCCUUCACCCAAUUAGCUCAGAAGACCUGCUGUCACUCAAAUAUGAGAGCGAUUAUCCAAAUGUUAUCCUGCGGGACACACCUCUCAAUCCACUGCAGGGAGAUUACUUUUCAGUCAAACAGGAAGUUGUGUCAAAUGACAAUAUGUGUGUGGGGCGCAUUAGCAGAGGAAAGCUGGGAGGUCAGGAUUCAUUUGAGAGCAUUGAAAGUUUCGAGAGCUGUGAUAGGCUGACACAGUCCUGGAGCAGUCAGUCCUCGUUCAACAGUCUACAGAGAGUUCCCUCCUAUGACAGCUUCGACUCAGAGGACUACCCUACUGCAUUGCACGGACACAAACCAAAGGGUACCUUCAAAGACUAUGUACGGGAGCGUUCAGACCUCAUCAAGGACAAACCGGUCAUUCCGGCAGCUGCGCUCGCUGGGUACACAGGCAGUGGGCCCAUUCAACUCUGGCAGUUUCUGUUGGAGCUCUUGACAGACAAAUCCUGCCAGUCCUUUAUCAGCUGGACUGGAGAUGGGUGGGAGUUCAAACUCUCUGACCCUGAUGAGGUGGCACGAAGAUGGGGCAAGAGGAAAAACAAGCCCAAGAUGAACUAUGAGAAGUUGAGUCGUGGUCUACGCUACUACUAUGACAAAAAUAUCAUCCACAAGACGUCUGGCAAGCGUUAUGUCUACCGUUUUGUUUGUGACUUGAAAAGCCUGCUGGGAUACACGCCAGAAGAUAUCCACACCAUGUUAGACGUGAAGCCUGACAUGGAUGAGUAAAAUUUGGACAGGGGAAAGAGGAGAACAGGCUGUAAACCAUCCCUCAAAUACCCUGGAGAAAUGUAGCGCCCAUUUUUCGGGGUCCGGUUACAUUCUGUCUUAACACCCUGUCCUGGUCCAGUCUUGUUUAGACAUCACAAUGAACACAGUGAAAAAAUCAUCAAAACAUUUAGCAAAGUUUAUAAUCUGUAGACUUUGUGCUUCUGUAUUGUUUAGAGUUCUGCGUGGAAGGGAAAACUGUAUGUUCAGGUGGAACUGCUUUUUUGACCCAGUAGCACACAUACCAGACUGCAAACGCAGGGCGGGCCAGGAAGGAACAAGGACUUAUUGUAAGAUGGACAUUUCAUGGACUGAAAACUUCAGUUAUUAAACAUGUUGCCAAAAUUAGAGACAAAAGGAAUAUCACAGAAAUAUUUACUAUUAAGUUACGUAUUGUUUCUGUCUCCUUGCAUUCUCCUCAUGAGGGUUCUCAGCCGGACCAAAAUAUAUUUUUUUUCUUAAAUAUAUAUGUGCCAGUAUUAAAUUGUGUAGAUCACUUGUAUUAAGGUGCUGUUUAAUGUCUAGACAGAGAUUGUGCAGAAGAUGAAGGUUCCUUGAAGUCACACUGUGCUAAUACAUUCCACUCAACUUGUUUUAAGGUCAUAGUUGGUUAUGUGUUGCUCUUACCACAAUGUCCACAGUUGAAAAUGUUGUUUUUGUGCAACAGACCAUAGUAGAUACCAGAGUCUUGCCCUUUUGCAGUUGAGAGAAACGUUUUUCAGUCAAACUGAGAGUGAGUGCGACACACGAAAGUGGCCGUUGACUGAACAACGGUGACUGUCACUGCACACGUCUCAACGGCACAUCUGUGGUGACAAAAAAGUGGCGAAUGUGCGUUUGUGACACUUCUAGUGUCAUUUCAUGAGUUAUAGUAGGACAAAAGACAUCAAACAUUUUUUGGUUUGUACUCUUCAUGAAUACUUAUCCUUUGUAAUUUUAAAGUGUUGCCUUAAUAUAUCACAUGUGAUAUUAACAUGUUUAUGAACUUUCUCUGUAUCUCUGGUGGAUUGAAAAGCGUGGGGGUUGGUAACAACUGAAAUGUCAUGUAGCUGGUGCCUCUUGUCAAUUGAAUAGUUGCUGGCAGUGUUAGACACACCCUUAGUUUAGAGUUAACCCAAAUGAAAGCCAUAAAAUCUACAUGUUUGAGUAUUCGCAGGAAAAAUGGCACGAUGUGAGGUAUUUUAUCAGUUUUUAGCCAUGGUGAAAAGUACAUACUUUAGCAUGCAUCUUAAGGGUCAGACCCAUGACAAAUUAAGUUUAAAGUCAAAAGUAAGUGUGAUGGAUUUUGCAGCGGCAGUGAAAGCAAGAAAAGAUCAAAUGGACAGAGUAUUGUUUUUUCAAGAUGGUUUGAGAAAGUGGCUAUUAACUGUUUAUUGGAUGAUGUUAUGCAUAUUAGAUACAUUUAAGAUUAAAUGUACACCAGAUGAUGUUAAUACUUUUUCGGCAGCUUUACAAACACGAUGGCCUGGAUGUUGAUCUAAACAAGAUUUGAAUGCACAAUCAAAAAAUGGGAGUAAGAGGUUUCAUAAUGGUUCAUUUAGAUGCAGUGUUAUGGACUAUUUUAGUAAUCGCUGGGUGUAACAUUAACAUCUGAGUUUACAUUACAGUGUCCUUCAAAUUGCAUAAAUAGUGAAUUAUAGUUAUGAAAAACAUACUUUACUGCACAUUUGGUGUGAUUAUACAUGAAUAUUAAGAUACAUUAAUGUGCAACAUGGACACUGUAAUGUAUAGUGUAAACCAAUAUUUGCAUUACUUUUAAAAAGUGAAAUAGACAACGUGAAUGGCAGUAAGUUGUAUUUCGUGCUGGCUUUUUUAAUUCAGCAUUGCAUUUCGUCUGUGUCACUGUGUGGGAAGGGUCUCGUACGGAAGACCUUGUGGGAAAAUCCAGAGGAAAGAACGUUUUUCUAAGAAAACAAAUGUUAUUGUUUACAGUGGCAGAAUGCUACCCAUCCAGAUUUGGUGUAGCUUAGAUUUGUCUAUUUUUACAGAUAACAUUUCCUAAAAUUGCAAGAUUCAAAAAUAAGCCAGAGACAGAUUUGUAGUCAUUUCCAAACUCAUGAGAUGUAUGUGAGAAUGUGCAUUGCAGAAGAGCAGAGAAUGCAUGUCUUUUGAAUUCAGUGAAAGUUUGCCAUACUGUAUCUGCCACCCAAUGGGUUAUGUCACUUGAACAAGCAGUUUAUAUUGCUAAAAAGUCUCACUGGAAUAACAACAGAGCUUAUUUACAGUAGUUGAGCAAGGCAGCAUACUUUUGUUAACCCUCACAGUGAUGUUACCUGACAUAUUAUUAAACCAUACAUCGAACGGCAUAGAUAUGUUUAAUGGAAACAUGACAUUCUUACUUUUUUCUUUCUUUUGAAGAGUCGAGAUCAUAAUGCAGUUAUGUCCCAAAUAUAUGAUUGUAAUAAUUGCAAAAGUGAUGCAUUUGUGUGAAAAUGCACACUUUGGCAGACACAUACAUGCAUAAACAUAUUGGUGUGCUUUUUGUAUUAUUUCCCCACAAUUUUGCCUUAUUUUGUAUAUUUUAUAUUUCUGUAUUUUUUGUUAAAUGAGAAUUUUAAUGUAUUUAGUUUGGAAACAUUUGAUAUUUUUCAAUAAUUUAUAUUUUAUAAACUUUGAAAUAUGAGAUGCAGACAGCUGGUGCUUUCAUGGGAAAAUUACGGUAGCGCAGGACAAAAUGUAGCGAAUUGUCUUUUAUAUGAAAAAGAAAAAAAAAAAAAGAAAAAAGUUGAAUAAGGAAUUUAAAGACCUGUCUGCUUAUAAAGUUCUGUAUAGAUAAAGGCUGAUGCUGGCCCAUCAUUAUGUUCCGCAGGAGAUUUUUAUAAACAGUAGCUUCUAUUUCUUAUUGUACUUUAAAUUGUUAUGCUAUAAAAGUAUAUGUGGAUAACA
Xyrauchen texanus (razorback sucker) is the source of this 4779-nucleotide messenger RNA. It is a transcript of the gene ets1, whose product is annotated as v-ets avian erythroblastosis virus E26 oncogene homolog 1. Bases 556 to 1854 code for a protein of 432 amino acids. The transcript is spliced from 8 exons. Gene Ontology annotation, cellular component: nucleus. The record is from RefSeq and is a predicted model, not a curated record. Lineage: Eukaryota; Metazoa; Chordata; Actinopteri; Cypriniformes; Catostomidae. Gene Ontology annotation, biological process: cell differentiation; regulation of transcription by RNA polymerase II. Gene Ontology annotation, molecular function: sequence-specific DNA binding; DNA-binding transcription factor activity, RNA polymerase II-specific.